AUGGCAAUUAUGAUUUCAGAUCAUCCUGGAUUGAAGCAUCAAUCACAGGACCAUUUAUCUCCUGCAUCAACCGUGCAGCGGGCAACUCGGGCUUGGACACCUAAUCAGCAAUGUGACAGUCAAACUGAUUAUCUGAAGAAAAUUGAACUGCAAUCGAGACGUAGCAAAAGUGUUGGACGUAACGUAGAAAAUCAACACAGAACUAUUGAACGACCUUAUCUUCAGUGUACAAAAAAUGAUUGGCAUGCAAAUACAGAAUCUGAGUGGCGUAGUGAGUUAAAUAAUGGUAGCCAUUCUGGUCUGUCAUCAUCAUCCUUUUAUCACUAUAUCACUAACAAUUUUGCACAAGAGCGCUCUAAAACGCAACAUUUUCAUUUACCACCUUAUCGCUUACAAUCACAUGAUCAAAAGCGAUCAGGAGUUGCUACGCGUAAAAAGUCUGCCCGAAAGAAAAGAUCAUACAGUUGCAGUUUGAUAUGUGAUAACUUUUCAUGGGACGAAAUGGAAUAUCUCUAUAAGGCAGUGGGAGGGAAGAAAGGAAUUCACAUGGAGUUAUUCACAGAUCAACUUAAUCAACUUAUGAAAUCGAUAACAAUUAGUGGUCAUCUGGAUGAAUCUGUCAUUUAUUUACAAAGUUUGCUUGACUGCUUGCAAGCUUGUGCAAGUAACUGUAAUCGUAGUAGUAAUAACAAUGCUCAGAGAGCAAGUAGAAGUUGCAGUGUGUCGCCAGCAUUGCUUACCACUUCUAACAAUCGUUGUUCUGUCUUCAAACACUUUGAUAAUUUGACAUCAUUACCUUAUUCUUCUACUCACUCCUUACCAUACACCUUUUCAGGUAAAACAACAACAAAUAAUCAGUGCUACAAUCAUGAGUUUGAAUUUAAAAAAAUCGCGAAAGAAGAGGUACUUACACGGCAGAAAGUUGAAAAGCUUUCCGAAGAAUUAUUACAGCAGCAAAAUCGGCGUCAUGGCUAUGUACCAUCUGCAUCUCCAGCCCUUCAGAAAAAUUUCAGCCGAUUCAGUGGUUUAAUCAAUGAAUAUGGACGUCCAGAACGUAAUUUCGCAUCACAGAUAUUAUCACCAUCCGAAAUCACAACUUGUACUGCACUCUUCUCCUUUAAGGCCCUUAAUUCUAAAGAAUUAUCAUUUAAUCGUGGUGAUGUGAUACGGGUACAACGCGUUAUUGAUGUCAACUGGAUGGAAGGGGAACGUAACGGUCAAAUUGGCAUCUUUCCUUCAUCAUACGUUCAAAUUGAUGAUGAUAAAGUGAAUGAGCAAAUUAAGUUAAUUGCUUUGUAUCCAUUUUUCGCGAGAAACAGAAAUGAGCUGUCGUUGAAGAAGGGUGAAACUUUACGCUACUUGCGCGCCAUUGAUGUGAACUGGAUUGAAGGUAAAAAUGUCCAUGGCCAAGUAGGUAUUUUCCCUAAAUCAUACGUUCGCAAAGCAUUUGAAGAUGUUUCACCUGAUAGCAAUGAAACCGCGAUACCAGAUAGGCCAAAAACUCCACACAUCAAUACCGUUCCAUAUAAGUUUGUUGCCAUAAUAUUUUGCAUGCUUUUGGCUUUCUAG
Thelazia callipaeda (thelaziosis nematode) is the source of this 1569-nucleotide messenger RNA. Lineage: Eukaryota; Metazoa; Nematoda; Chromadorea; Rhabditida; Thelaziidae. The record is from the annotation of a GenBank genome assembly.